GCGCAGCUCUGGUUAAUGGGGAUCCUCCAGAGUUACUGUCUAGAGAUGUCUGAAGAAAAGAGCGGUUUAGGGCCAAGCAUGGUAAUGGACGAAGACAGCUUGAUGAUUCCCAUCAAUAAAGAUGCCUGUGAAGCUCUUAAGAAAAGAGAGGACUGUCUAAGUAAACUUUUUUACAAAAAGUUUGCUUGUACAUUGACCUUCAAAGAUACAAAAUGCACUGUUGAAGUAUACAGGAAAAAAACAAAGCAGGGAAUUGAGAUUUCUGUUUGUAAGGAUGAUCUCACAAGACACAAGGCUGAUGCUUUGGUGAAUUCAGCCAAUAAAUUUCUUAAUCAUUCAGGAGGCCUUGCUUUAGCCCUUGUGAAUGCUGGAGGGCUAGAAAUACAAGCAGAAAGCAAUCAUUAUAUUCAAAAGCAUGGAAAACUCGCAGCUGGCAAAAUAGCAGUGACAGGUGGAGGGAAGCUCCCUUGUAAAAAAAUCAUUCAUGCAGUUGGCCCAUUGUGGGUUGUUUCUGAAAAGGAAAGAUGUUGUGACCUACUUCAGGAAGCUAUUUGGAAUGUUCUGAGGUAUGUUACUGUUCCAAAAAAUGGUAUAAAAUCUGUGGCUAUCCCAGCAGUGAGUUCAGGUAUUUUUUGCUUCCCAGUCAAUUUGUGUGCUCAAGUGAUUGUAAUGGCUAUUAAGGAAUUUAUCGAGUCCAGUCCACCAAGCUGUCUCAGGGAAAUCCGCCUGGUGAACCCUUACGAGCCUAUAGUUGAAGAAAUUAAGAAGGCCUGUGAAAAGUUUUUGGGUGAUACCAGUUCACUUGAGGAAACACUUUCAACUUCAUCAAGCCAGCUUUCAACUUACAUCAGGCAUGGAGGUGUUCACUUGAGCGUCGUAAGAGGUGUCCUUGAAGAGCAGAAGACUACAGAUGUUGUUAAUUUUGUAUCUGUGAAUGGUGAGCCUUCCUCUCCAGUUGCAAGAACACUGCUGCAAAAAGCAGGUUCAGCUCUUCAGGAUGAACUUAAGUCCCAUCUUAAAGAUCUUUCGUCUUAUAAAAUUUUACGAACAAGAGGCUAUAAUCUGCCCUGUGAGUUUGUGCUGCACACUGUAUGGCCACAAUACCACCACCCGGUGUUACUGUGUGAGGAAUUAAAAGCUGCAGUGACCAGAUGCCUGCAUUAUGUUCGGGACUGCCAGUCUCCCUCAGUUUCUUUUCCAGCAAAUGGCAUUUGCUCAUCGAUGCUGCCUAUUGGUGUAAUGGCACAGAGCAUGAUUGAAGAGGUUUUAAAUUUUGCCAGGGCACAGCCUGAGAAGAAGAUAGAUGUGCAGUUUGUCCUUUGCCCAGAUGACAAUGAUGGUUAUCAGGUUUUCCAGAGAAAAUUUUAUUCAGAGACACAGAAACUGGGAAAAAAUCAGUAUUACAACAGAAGUGAUCAUUUGAGUACAGAGUCAGGCAGUCAAAGUGUAAAAGAGGCUGCAAAUAAUGAGCCUGCUAUUGAACUUAAAGGGAACAUACACAUAGCAUUGAAAGCGGCAGAAUCAUGGAUCCGAAGCAUGAUACGAAUUGAGGGAAGUCACCAUGCUGUUAUUGAAAACAACUACAUUUUUAGCCUUGGUAGAAAGGAGUUUGCAGAUUUGUCUCGAAAGCAUCAUCCUAGUGUAUGUGUAUCAGAAGUGGUGAAAGGUGGCAAAGCAAGACUGGAAUUUUGUGGCCCUCCCGACGCUGUGAUUGAUGCAGUGCUCGCAACUGAAAAGUUACUGCUUCAUAUACAAGAGGAGACUACAGCCAAACAAAAGGAACUGCUGUACUUAAUGGGCCAAGCAGGACACCUUCACAAGACAGAUACUACUAAUACUACAAAUACUACUAAAUGCAUCCAGAUUUCACUGGUAGAAUCACACCUUCAGGAGUUUAAAGACAGAGAGAAAGAGUUUGAAAAAGCUGGGCUUUGUGUUCUCAAGAUUGAAAAGAUACAUAAUCCUCUUUUAUCUGCUGCAUUCCAACAAAUGAAAAAAAAAGUAGAAGAAAACCAGUAUACCUAUCAAAUAACACACAAGUUGUACCAGUAUGUUCCAGUGCAGUUCUGUAGCUUGGUGUGCCAGACUGGGUUUCACAGGAUGUAUUCUCCACCAACAGAACAAAAAUACGGAGCUGGCAUCUACUUUAAAAGGAACCCGAAAAGUCUAACUGAGGGUAAAAACACACAGGAAACAGACUCUAAAAUGUAUGUGUUUGAGGCUGAGGUACUAACAGGCUUAUACACUAAAGGCAACUCAUCUUAUAUUAUGCCACCAGCAGUGGAGGGGGAUGCCAUUAAGGUAUACGACAGCUUGGUAGAUGAUGUAAGUAAUCCUGACACCUUUGUCAUCUGCAACAGUGCUCAGGCCCUUCCAAGAUAUUUGUUGACUUGUAAGGAAACCAGCAGUAUCCUGAAUUAGACCUGUAGCUAUUGUGAAGCCCCCUCAGAACUGGGUCUGGUACUUCUGGUACUUUGGUAGAAGAUGUUCUUCGUGUGAUCAAAGUGCCUUGUGCAAAGUGCUCUGAAAUAUCCAUAAACAAAUGAAGUAAGUCAAUAUGUUAAGAAGGUCAGAACAAAACUAUCUGUGAAUGGAAGCAGAAGGAAAAGCAUCACAAAAUACAGUCUAACAUUUAUCUGGUCAUUUACUUUAUGCCUUAGAAUGUUCUUAGCAUGUGACUAUACACCUGAUGUUUCCAUAGGUUGUUAUUCUUUCAUUACAUUUUCAUAAUCUGCGAUAUUCUGUAUGUUUGUGAAACCCAAGAAAUCUUGGUUGUGCCUUUAAUUCCUAUUUUUUCUUCUGACUUAAACAUGUAAAUGUAUGAGGUCAAAGCUAUUUCUGACUCUGGGACAUGCUAUUAAAUGCCCAUAGUUAUGGUGAGUAUGAGCCAAUACUUCAUGCUUUCUCACAGUAGUUGCUAUUACAGUUUUUAUUAGUUAGAUAUUCCAAGUAUUGUAGACACAUGUAUUCAAAAUAAAAAGUAUGACUGAUACUAUC
This is a messenger RNA of Pezoporus flaviventris, 2997 nucleotides long. It is a transcript of the gene PARP9, whose product is annotated as poly(ADP-ribose) polymerase family member 9. Lineage: Eukaryota; Metazoa; Chordata; Aves; Psittaciformes; Psittacidae. The record is from RefSeq and is a predicted model, not a curated record. The coding region runs from base 16 to 2421 and encodes 801 amino acids. The transcript is spliced from 10 exons. Gene Ontology annotation, molecular function: transcription corepressor activity; NAD+ poly-ADP-ribosyltransferase activity; ubiquitin-like protein ligase binding. Gene Ontology annotation, biological process: negative regulation of gene expression; positive regulation of type II interferon-mediated signaling pathway. Gene Ontology annotation, cellular component: nucleus; cytoplasm.